AUGGCUUGCACAAAAGCUCCGAUAUUACAUUACUUGGACAACAGACGAAAGGUGCACAAGGAUGCAAUAAACAUUUGUCAGAACAUAUUGCACCACAAGCCUGUUGAGUGGAAAUCCAUAGUACGCAACAAUCUAUCACAGCCCAUCCGUGAUGUGGACCUUGUUGUUACAGUUGGUGGUGAUGGCACUCUGUUACAAGGUAGCCAUUUCAUUGAUGACUCGGUUCCAGUUCUAGGAGUGAAUUCUGACCCCACACAACCUGAAGAGGUUGAGAAGCUCAGUAAUGAAAUUGAUGCUAAUAGAAGCACAGGCUAUCUUUGCGGUGCAACUGUCAACAACUUUGAACAGGUACUGGACAGUAUCCUCAGGGAUCGAGCUAUUCCUUCCAAAUUGACAAGGAUAUCCGUAUCCGUAAACUCACAACCGCUUUCAACUUAUGCUCUUAAUGAUAUUUUAAUUGCACAUCCAUGUCCAGCAGCACUUUCACGGUUCUCAUUCAAAAUUAAAGGGGACGACCAGCCAUGCGCCCCCUUAGCGCACUCUCGAUCAAGUGGUCUCAGAGUUUCAACAGCUGCUGGAUCAACAGCUGCAAUGCUCUCAGCAGGUGGGUUUCUGAUGCCCAUAUUAUCCCAGGAUCUCCAGUAUAUGGUAAGAGAGCCCAUCUCACCAGGAGCGGCCUCAAGCUUAAUGCACGGGUUAAUCAAAUCUCAUCAGUCCAUGGAAGCUACAUGGUUUGGUAAAAAGGGGAUCAUAUAUAUUGAUGGUUCUCAUGUUUCCUAUACUAUAAAAAAUGGGGAUGCCAUUGAGAUAUCUUCCAAGGCCCCAAUUUUGAAGGUUUUCUUGCCUCACCAUUUACAGAACAUUAGUGAAGAAACGUGA
This is a messenger RNA of Prunus armeniaca (apricot), 879 nucleotides long. The record is from the annotation of a GenBank genome assembly. Lineage: Eukaryota; Viridiplantae; Streptophyta; Magnoliopsida; Rosales; Rosaceae.